AGGAGUGAUCAACCUGAGAGUUUAAACAAACCAGAGAGCCGGCAGCGUAGAGCAGAGCUCUCUCACACACACUCUCUCACACACGUACUCAUACAGCUGUUCAGUGCUGAGAGAACUCAAGUGAGCUACACUGGAGAACAGAGCUGAGGACAUGACCUACGACUUAGACUUUGAUGGCUCUUUUGACAGUUUGACAGUGACUGCUCACAAGCUAAAGGUCCAGUCGUGUCCCUUUUCUGCUUUAGGACAGAAGACAGUGAGACAUCUGUACCUGAAAAGCAGAGCUUACUGAAGGAGGAGCAACUUGGGACAUCCUUGAACGGAGUGGGGAUAAAACACACCAGACCUUUGCCCCCCUGCAAACUUUCACCUCCCAACCCUUGUCUGUCAGUCCCCACCCCCUCCAGCACACUGACUGAAGCUACACAUUCUCCAGUGUCCAGAGGAUCUCACUUAUAGACUAAUAGACUGAGAGGCUGUCGUGCCCGUCCCCAGAGGGUGACCAGUGGUGAGAGCAGUACCGAUGGAAGCCCCAGCCCUCGCUGAGAUGGGAGACUUGUGUCACCCCCGGUCUGCCUCUCCAGAGGGGGAAACCGUAUGUGCAGCUCUAGCCCGAUAUGAGAACACCCUCCAGGAUGCUAUCAGGGAGAUCCACAUGGAUGUCAGUGCUUUUAAGCUGGGCAUGGAGCGUCGUCUGGAGGAGACAGCCAACCUGAGUGGGCCUCUCGGACGAGUGGUGGCUCAGCUCCAGCAGGAGAACCAGCAGCUCAGGAGUCAGCUGGAAGCUCUUACCCAACAAGUGGAGCUCCUGAGAGUGAUGUCGUGUGACAGAAGCACCUGGAUGAACAGCAACCACGGUCACAGUCAGAAUCACAAGAAUCACCUUAGUGACAUUCAGGAGAACCACCAGGAGAUAAAAGAGGUGGUCUACGGGAAGGGUCAGGCUCACACUCAGAGCCAGGCUCACCUCCACAUCCAGCCCUGCACCCUGGGGAGCCAAGCCCAAACCUACAGCAGCCUCAGCAGUCAGUCAAGUCCUGCUUCCCCGCCUGCCACCUUCUCAUCCUCCCCCAGUUCCAGCAGUCCUCCUGCUGGCUCUAGAGUUUCCUCCAUGGUGACAGGCCCAGUGUCCAGCAGCAGCCCCUCAACCACCCGCUUCUCCAGCCGAGCCACAUUUGCUGUGUCCAGCAAGACUAAUAGCAUUGAGCGAGAAGAGCCAAUAGAGGUGGACCCCACCCCAACACAUGCUGGGCUGGAGAAUGGUCAUGCUGCUGCAACAGAACAUUCACUGUUGGUGCACGGAAAGAUCUCUCCGCCCAGUGACUUCCUACAUGAGCACACAGCUCCUGUCACCAUGCGGAUGCCCCACCUUCCCAUCACCGCUAUGACCAAGACAGCAGACAUUAGGGGCUCUCCUGACUCUCCCAGCAGCCCUGUUGGUUCUCGGUCCUCCCCUGUCUCUGAGGCCUCACCUCCUGCUCAAUCAACCACCACAAACCAGCCCCAACCAAUAGACGAGUCUCCUGUCCAAUCAGUAUCUUCUGUGAAGACAUGGACCCCUACACCUAUCAGAGCCCUGGGAUCCCACAGCCUUCAGGAGAAGGCAAAUUCAGCCCCUGCUAAGUCUGUGACCUACUCAGGGCUACAACAGCAUGAUAGAGAUGGUGAUAUCAACAGUGACAAGUCCUUUGGGCAGACAGGAGAGAGGAGGCGGGAACUUGUGAGGUCACAGACUCUGCCUCGUAAUAUUGGUGCUCAGGCUCGUCGAUCUAUCUUUGAAAGACUGGACUCUGAAGCAAGUAACAGCCGUCCCAAACCAGUGGACUCUAAACCCAAACUGAAGCGUUCUCAGAGUUUUGGGGUGUCCACCGCCAGCAGCAUCAAACAGAUCCUUCUUGAGUGGUGCCGCUCCAAGACUGUAGGCUACCAGAACAUUGACAUCCAGAACUUCUCGUCCAGUUGGAGUGAUGGGAUGGCUUUUUGCGCUCUGGUGCACUCCUUCUUCCCCACUGAGUUUGACUACACCUCUCUGUUGCCCGCCAACCGCAAACACAACUUUGAGCUGGCCUUUGGAACUGCAGAAGUGAAGGCAGGCUGUGAUCGGCUGAUUGAGGUGGACGAUAUGAUGAUCAUGGGUCGUAAACCAGACCCCAUGUGUGUUUUCACCUACGUCCAGUCCCUGUACAACCACCUGCGCAAGUUUGAGUGAAGCUCAAACAUCAGGGAUCUGAUUUUCUCCACAGUUCUCCUUUUAACGUUAAACUUUUUUCAGCCUCCUCUUUGGCUGUCAGGUGUUCAUCAACUGUAGGGUCUUUACUCUCUAUACCCAACUUUGAGCUCAGUGGGGACUCAGAGCAGGGUUGAUAGCACUUUGAAAAGACUAUGCUGCUCCCUGGUGGUGGAUUAGUGAACAUUCUUCCGAAAUCUGGAGGGUGCUCACAGCUUGGACAUUGUCUCACUGGGAGAAGACUGUGUCUGUGAGUGUACAGUCCCAUGCUGUUAUAACAGGUCAGGGCUGGUUUGUCAACAGUAGUCGUUUUCUUUUUUUUUUUUUUAAUGUGUGCUUGUGUGUGUAUGUAGUCUUGUAGUUGACAUAUAUUGGACAAAGAGUUGAAAUAUGUGUGUUGUGUUGUGUAAAUCUUUAUCGUCACAAACUUAUUGUCAAAAUUAGCCUUUAACAUUGCACCAAAGAAUGGAUGUAUGUUUCACAAAUGUCACUGAAAAACUAAAAUUGUUUGUGAUAGAUGCUUGGUUAUGAAAAGUAAAAUAAAACAACAAAAAAAAAAAACGAACAAACAAAAAAAAAACAAUGUGGGGCAAAAAACACACAAGAACAUAAAAUACAGAAAAUAAAGUGAUGUCUUUGUAAAAUGGAGCUGAUUGCUGAGUGAUAUUUGCAUCUACAUAUGCUCUGAUAUUGUGUUACUGAGAUGGGGUGAGAUGUGGGAAAUCAAUAAAUUGUGCGGUUUGACACAGAAA
Lates calcarifer (barramundi perch) is the source of this 2979-nucleotide messenger RNA. It is a transcript of the gene smtnl2, whose product is annotated as smoothelin, like. Gene Ontology annotation, cellular component: filamentous actin; microtubule organizing center. Gene Ontology annotation, biological process: actin cytoskeleton organization. Bases 524 to 2209 code for a protein of 561 amino acids. The transcript has 10 exons. Lineage: Eukaryota; Metazoa; Chordata; Actinopteri; Centropomidae. The record is from RefSeq and is a predicted model, not a curated record. Gene Ontology annotation, molecular function: protein binding.